Messenger RNA from Zychaea mexicana, 2556 nucleotides. RefSeq lists its product as uncharacterized. The record is from RefSeq and is a predicted model, not a curated record. Gene Ontology annotation, molecular function: metalloexopeptidase activity. The transcript is spliced from 7 exons. Lineage: Eukaryota; Fungi; Mucoromycota; Mucoromycetes; Mucorales; Lichtheimiaceae. Gene Ontology annotation, biological process: proteolysis. Bases 1 to 2556 code for a protein of 851 amino acids.
AUGUCUGCGGGGCGCCGUGACUACUCGGAGCAGACGCCGCUCUUGCGGCACUCGUCUUCUUCCUCCUUUUCCUCAAGACACUCUCUCUAUUCUGACGAAGACACCGAGAAAAAGAAAGCUUUACAAACAUAUGGUCUCACGCUUGGCUUCCUCGCAAUCUUGUCUCUUUUGGUUUACACCGUGCGAUCGUCAUUGCCUACGCCAUUGUCAGACACUGCUGCGGUUGAGGUCGAUGGAUUUCCCGGCGUACACGCAUACGAAGCUUACUUGUCCCAGUUCACUGAGCCUCAUCCUAUCAACUCGCGCGCAAACAUUGCAAUGAAAAAGUGGUUGGAUGAGAUUGCCCUAGAUUUGCAGGCCGAGGGCGCAGAAAACGGUGUUGAAGUCGAUGUGAUCACUAAUGAUACGACCGUGGUCGAUAAUGUCAAUGAUUGGUUUGGUUCUAACGAGCAUUGGAUCGCUCGAUCAAGGAAUUUAAUUGUACGCGUUCGUGGCUCCUCUGGUAGUGAAGACGCGGUUUUGUUGAAUGCUCACUAUGACAGUGUGCCUACUAGUUAUGGUGUGACGGAUGAUGGUAUAGGAAUUGCCGUGGAAAUGGAGCUGCUCCGUUACUUUGUUCGCAAUCCACCUCGGACAUCCAUCAUCUUUUUGUUCAACAAUUUUGAAGAAGGCGGUUUAGUCGGUGCCAGACAGUUUACGAAACAUCCAUGGUUCAAGACUGUUAAGCUGUUUAUCAACCUUGAGGGUGCCGGUGCAGGAGGACGUGCUUUACUCUUCCGAUGCAGUAGCUUGCCAGCCGCCAAGUUACUUGCAUCCAACUCUCCGCUUGUUCACGCUACUCCUUUGGGUAACGACAUGUUUAAAUUGGGAUUGUUAAAGAGUGACACGGAUUAUAGCAUUCUCGAAGCUGCUGGUGUCCCUGGUAUGGACAUUGCAUUCUACGCCCCUCGCUCGCAUUAUCACACACCGCGUGAUAGAUUGGAGUAUACGCCUGCCCCCGCUGAAUCAGUGCAGCAUAUGGGUCAGAUGGUCUUGGCUACUGUGCAGGCAAUUGACAGAACAGACGACUUCUUUGAUGAAGAACCAGAGACCAAGCUGCUGUACUAUGAUGUGCUUGGCAAGAUAAUGUUUGCCUAUGAUUUCGUUACGCAUGGCACUAGUAAUUUCCUUGCCCUCUUUUUCACUCCCGCCUGGGCAAUAGCUUGGACUCUGAUAAGCAGUGAUAAGAAUGUUGGACAUCUCAAAAAGCGCGUGGGUGUAUUGGUUCAAGGAGCCAUCGCUACCCUUGUUGGCUUUGUGUUUACUGUUAUGUUCGUUGGCAUAGCAUCGGCUGGUUUGCUCAACUUGAACCCCAUGGUUACCUACGGCAACAUUAUGGCCGUAGCAUUCUAUUUGUUCCUUGCUGGAUUGCUUGGUGUGAUUACAUCCCAGUUGCUGUGCUCCAAGUUCGCCAGUAUGCGCAACACCUUGUCCUCAUCAAUUGAAGCGAGCCUCUACGGUUUGACCGCUUUUUGGUGGUUCAUGCUGAUUGCCAGCUCCUAUGCGGGCGCCAAACAAGUGGCCAUUUUGUAUUUUGUCAUGUUCUCGUUUGUUGGUAAUGCAGGUGCAUGCUUCCUCUAUCACGCCAUCACGCCAGGCAGUCGAUUGCGUAUGCCUCUUGCAUUUUUGGUUCAAGUUGGUCUCCCUUUUACCGUAAUGAUCGAUCAAAGCUUCUUAGUAAUGGAUUCGAUGCGUCAUGCUACCGUUGAUGGUACUCCUGAAGCAGCAGUCUUUGGUCUCGUCGCUUUCCCCAUCGUAUUGAUGGCUUUACAACUUCAGCCGUGGGUCAAUGCUGCUGGUCAAAAAGGCUAUGCCACACUUGUUGUAUUGACGACCCUGGUGCUUACAUUUGCAGUCUGCUCUGUACUCCAGCCAUUCAACAGUGGAUGGUCACCUAACAAGAUUAAGUUUGGUCAAGAAUACAAUGCCACAUCUGGCUUGGCUACUGUUUCCAUGAUAGCCGCCUCUGGCAUACCCUCUGCCCUGCAUCAAAUCUUGCCUGCUAACGAAUCUAAAACAAUCCGCUGCGAAUCGUACAAGACCUACCAAACGCGUUGUAUGUAUGAAACCAAUCUAGUGCCCAUCUAUGCUGACCAGCCCGAUGAGUUGGUGAUCACUGUCAAGGACAAACAUUGUGAAAAUAAGACUGGUCUGUGCCAAAUCCAAGUCGAGUCAGUGGCUCAAAACAGCUUGCUGUGCCGUGUGCGCUUCGAUGGCAAUAAUGACAGCAUUACCAAGGCAUGGGCUCAUGGAUUCGAAACAGAAAAGGACAAGCCUAUCGGCGCUUUGCUUACUUAUACUCUUGAAUAUGGCCAGCCCAUACAAUGGGGUGUUGAGUAUAGCCAAUCGCCUUUGAACCGAUCCUUGGUUGCUGUUGUGGGUUGUUUCUAUGACGAAUGGACCCAAGGUCAGAUUCCCGCUUUCACAUAUCUCCACGAAAACCUGGAUGAUUCAAUCACUCUACUUUUGCGUGGUCAAGGUCUUUCAAUGGUCUAUUAUAAAACUCUGGAGCUAUAA